This is a messenger RNA of Quercus lobata, 1730 nucleotides long. Its product is annotated as mitochondrial carrier protein MTM1-like. The record is from RefSeq and is a predicted model, not a curated record. The coding region runs from base 156 to 1352 and encodes 398 amino acids. The transcript is spliced from 11 exons. Gene Ontology annotation, cellular component: mitochondrion. Lineage: Eukaryota; Viridiplantae; Streptophyta; Magnoliopsida; Fagales; Fagaceae. Gene Ontology annotation, biological process: mitochondrial transmembrane transport.
CCUACAAGCCCGUGAUAGUCGCUUUCCUUUUUGCAAGUGUCAACAAACGUGGCCUCCCCAAACUACAGAGAAACAGAGAGAAAUACGAUUCUCUCGCUCUCUUCCUGAUUGAUCUGAGUGAUAAAAUUGUAGAAAGUUGGUUAGGAGAGAAUAGGAUGGUGGAGACUGAGACAGAGAAAAGUCAGAACCCGUGGAUGGACGGUCAGGAUUCGGCGGUGGAGAGCAGAGUUGAAGAGGUGGGAUUGGGUUCAACUGCAACGCAGAGUUCUACUUCGGAUGUGACUUUGGGGUUCGGAGAGCGAGCUGUCUCCGCCGCCGGCGCCGCUUUUCUCUCUGCUAUUAUCGUCAACCCUCUCGAUGUAGUCAAGACGAGGUUGCAAGCACAGGCUGCAGGGGUUGCUUACUCACAUCCACUGAGUAACAUUAUGAAUCGAAUGGCAUAUUUUGGACCCAAAACGAUGUUUGCAGAUCUAAGAUGUUCCCCAUCAUGCACACGUGCUGGAAUUCAUGGUACUGUAGCUUUAUGUCCUCCAGAUUGUUUUCAAUACAAAGGAACGCUGGAUGUCUUCUACAAAAUUGUAAGACAGGAAGGAUUUGCCAGGCUAUGGAGAGGCACAAAUGCAGGUCUAGCACUUGCUGUACCAACAGUGGGAAUCUACCUACCUUGCUAUGACAUUUUCCGAAAUUGGUUUGAGGAACUUGCUUCCCAGAAUGUUCCAACUUUGACUCCAUAUGCCCCUUUAGUUGCAGGCGCGUUGGCACGCUCCUUAGCUUGUGCAACUUGUUAUCCUAUUGAACUUGCUAGAACUCGCAUGCAGGCAUUUAAGGUUACCCAAACUGGUAUGAAGCCUCCUGGAGUCUGGAAGACUCUUCUUGGGGUCAUCUCUCACGUCAAUGGCACUGGUGUUCAAAACAAUUUUCAAGGUUAUCGUGUUCUUUGGACUGGCAUGGGAGCACAGCUUGCUCGUGAUGUUCCGUUCUCUGCAAUCUGUUGGUCAACUCUUGAACCAAUUAGGAGAAAACUCCUUGGUCUGGUGGGGGAUGAAGCCAAUGCAGUCAGUGUCCUUGGGGCAAAUUUUUCUGCCGGUUUUGUUGCAGGAAGUCUUGCAGCUGCUGCCACAUGUCCUCUAGAUGUUGCAAAAACUCGAAGGCAGAUAGAGACGGAUCCAGUCAGGCAAUUGAGCAUGACAACAAGGAAAACACUUCUGGAGAUUUGGAGGGAUGGAGGGAUGAAGGGUCUAUUUACUGGAGUUGGUCCUCGUGUUGGUCGUGCAGGCCCUUCAGUUGGGAUUGUGGUUUCAUUUUAUGAAGUUGUAAAAUAUGUUCUACAUCAACACUAUGCAACUUCAUAAUAUAGGCGGGAAAUGUUCUUUUUAUCCAGUUUUGACUUUUUCACUGCUAGCCCUCUUUGUGGAAGUCCUCGAAGCAAUUUUGGUAACUUGGCGAGAGAGCGACUUGACCAGAAAGCAUAGAAGUUUUUGUUCUGUGGAUAUCAUAGUAUGCAAAUAAUAACAUGCAGUCUUGAUUCUUGUCCAUGGUAGAUCCUCUUCUACAGGCCUUGAAAGGCAGAAAUGAACUUCUCACCACACUGUUUUGGUUCUUAGUUUGUAAUUUGUAGCUCGGUUUGAGCAGAAAUUUUGUAACAUUUGGGUUUUAUUCCCCAUUCAAUGUUUUUUUUUCCUGAGAUUAUCUCAGUUUGCUAAUACCAAUCUCUUUCAUACUCGUGGUUG